UCCGCUCACCAGGCACUACGUCUGAUCACGUGUGUAUAGAGAUAUACCAGACUAUCUGAGAGAAAUCGGCAUUCAAUAUGGUGGUUAUAGAAAAUAUGUUGUCUCUUUAAAUGAACGAAAUUCUGAGGAAACUGGAAAUAUUGAUGGAAAACAGAAAGGAAAUGUCAGAACAAGCGUCUAGUGAAAAUGCCCCUUUGAAAAUUUCUGUAGACACCACAGACACACUGGAUUUGACACCUGACAGUAUUUCUGAGGAAAGGGAACCGGAAACAAAACGGCCGCCUUUUCAGAUAGUAUGGCGGAACGCAGUAAUAAUGGUGUCACUACAUCUGGCCGGAAUAUACGGCGUAUAUCUCAUACCAAAAGCCAAAAUAUCCACACUUGUUUGGGCUUAUAUACUUUAUUUAUGCGGAGGGCUCGGUAUAACUGCUGGUGCUCACAGGCUCUGGGCUCACAGGUCUUAUAAAGCGGAACUGCCUAUGAGGAUUUUACUUGCUAUAUUUAACUCACUGGCUUUUCAGAAUGACGUCAUCGAAUGGGCACGUGAUCACAGAGUUCAUCAUAAAUUUUCCGAGACAGAUGCUGAUCCCCAUAAUGCAAAGCGCGGGUUCUUUUUUGCACAUGUUGGGUGGUUAUUAGUACGGAAACACCCGGAUGUUAAAAGAAAGGGCAAGCUUCUGGACAUCUCAGAUCUCCUCAAAGAUCCUGUUCUUCGUUUUCAACGGAGGUUUUAUCUUCCAUCUGUGAUAUUGAUGUGUUUUCUAAUGCCGACGAUUGUACCGGCGUAUUGUUGGGGCGAAUCUCUUGUCAACGCUUACUUUAUUUGUGCAACAUUAAGAUAUAUAAUCACAUUAAAUUUCACAUGGCUCGUGAACAGUCUGGCACAUAUGUGGGGAAUGAGGCCGUACGAUGUCCGCAUUAAUCCAGCUGAAAAUGCGUUCGUUGCUUUGGUGAGCGCUGGCGAAGGUUUCCACAACUACCACCAUACCUUCCCGCAUGAUUACUCAACAUCAGAAUUUGGCUGGCGUUUGAAUUUUACAAAAUUUUUCAUUGAUAUUUGUGCAGCUUUACACCUAGCGCGUGACCUGAAGACUAUUCCAAAAGAAAUUGUUGAACAAAGACGUCGGAGAACAGGAGAUAAAAGUCUUACCAAACCAGUCAACUCUCUCCAGUAGGAGAUAAAAGUCUUACCAAACCAGUCAACUCUCUCCACCAGUAGGAGAUAAAAGUCUUACCAAACCAGUCAACUCUCUCCAGUAGGAGAUAAAAGUCUUACCAAACCAGACAACUUUCUCCAGUAGGAGAUAAAAGUCUUACCAAACCAGUCAACUCUCUCCAGUAGAUAUUUCAUGUUACCAUGGUGCUACAUUGUUGCUGUUUUAUUUCCAAGUGUAUAAGUGAAACAAAGUGUUCAUAACUUUAAUACUAGUUAAUAAAGUGUGUAGAUAUGUUUAAUGUCAAAGUAGUAAUUUUACGAUUUUUGCCUCUCUUGAAAUUUUAGCCUCUUCCAAAAAAUUGUUGAAAGUUUAAAUAUUGCUCUCUAUUUGAUGUGGAUGAUAUAUUUCUAAAAUAAUACAAUGUACAUACUUCUUGGGGGACUGCCCAUCAGACACAGAUUUCUUGAAGACAUACUGUUUGAGGAUAUAUCAGAAACAGACUUCUGGAUGACCGCCUAUCAGAUAUUUACUUCGUGUGGAAAGCCUAUCAGAUGCACACUUCUUGUGGACCACCCAUCAUUUUGUUAGCAGAAAGCAGAAAUGAUUCUUGUGAAUUUCAAUUGAAAUAUUACAUAAUUAUAUUCGGCUAAUAAUGUAUAGGUGAAAAAAAAAUAUGUAUAUACAUGUAUAAGCAUCGGUGUUUUUCUGAAGGAUUAUUGAUAACUUUGAGUGUAAGAUAUAAAGAAUAGACAAUAACGAACGGACAAGAUUUACUUUUAUAUUUAAUGUGUACAAUAACUUUAAAAUUAAUUACAAGAUAUAUGUCAUCUGCAGUAGUACUGUCUGGAAAAGUAAACCAUUAGAUACACCACUUAACACAUUUCAAAGAACGACUGUCCGUCAGUUCUAAAAAUCUCGUACCCGAAACAAAUGGAACCUAAUAAAGAUAUUUUUAAUUAAAUGUUAGGAUAAUGGCAUAUUUUUAUCAUUAAAGCUUAGUUAAUCAUUAAAAUAUUUUGCUUCUGGAAUUGUUUUUAUUUAUGUUAUGAGACACUUGUAUAGUACCCACGACGAGAAACAAAUGUUAUUGUAUUUACAAUAUCUAGAUGAGAAGUUGUCGUUCAUAAAUUUGACAUAGAUUUUAUCACUCCUUUGGAAGUA
Messenger RNA from Ruditapes philippinarum (Manila clam), 2318 nucleotides. Its product is annotated as stearoyl-CoA desaturase-like. NCBI's taxonomy places the organism in Eukaryota, Metazoa, Mollusca, Bivalvia, Venerida, Veneridae. Gene Ontology annotation, cellular component: endoplasmic reticulum membrane. Gene Ontology annotation, molecular function: stearoyl-CoA 9-desaturase activity; iron ion binding. The coding region runs from base 111 to 1175 and encodes 354 amino acids. Gene Ontology annotation, biological process: unsaturated fatty acid biosynthetic process. The record is from RefSeq and is a predicted model, not a curated record. The transcript has 5 exons.